AUGUCGUCGGAGGACGGGCCGAGAAGCGAGACCGUGGUACCAGACAGGAGAAGUGUUGCUGAUCUUCGUCGCCAUAUCACGUCUCAGCUGGAAAUGAAAGCGCCAGAGUCGUCGAGGGGUCCUAACCGGGCGGAAGCUGCUGAUUCUCCGGUGCCUUCUCGACAGUUUCCGCACAACUUUGUCAAAGUGCAUGAGGGUGCCGACCCUGAGAGCAAAAAACCGUAUUUUGGACGAGUUUUAGACGGACCGGUCGUUCUUUCUCCAGACAAAUUCUACCAAGGAGUCAUGCCAGCAAGUCUCAUCCAACCUCUCGUACCGGCUUCUAUUCCAACACCAGACACUAAACCUCCGUCUCCUAUGCCGAAAACAGGGUCGAAAUUCUCCAAACGAAACUCGUUCAUAAACCGACUUGCCAGGGAGUCCUCACCGGUCGAGAAUCACGACUAUGCUCAAGACGAAGGGUCACGGCAACUAGAGCAGCCAGAGAAGCCCACGGCUGCACCGCAAAACGAGAACGGCAAUCGGUUACCGGAUGAAGUUGAAGCGUCGAGACCUUCUUCUUCUACUCACGAACUACCAUCAACGACACCGCCGCCCUACCGAACUGCUCCAUUCACUGAGAAGAGCUUUGAAACAGUCUUCCAGGCGGCUGCUGCUCCUGCUGAGAAAGAUCGACACGGAAGUGAGCAGAUGAAGUCGCCUGUUACUCCUGUGAAAGAUGAACUUAAGAGCAGUUUUACAGAAAACAGAAUGCCUGAUUUGCUCAAGUCUCGAAGCCCAGCACCAUUCUCCUACUCAGCUUCACCAAACCCGGAGAUUCUCUCAACGGCAGCCGUUCAAGAUCUUACAAGCAGCCUGACCGAAGCGCUUGCUUCCUUCUCGAAAACGCCUCCAGCUUCUAACGUCACAAGUGAUAGUGGUUACGAUGGCGAUGGUGCCCUGCAGCAGACACCGCAGGAUCGUACUCCCAGGACAGAGCAAUCCUUUUCUGAUCACAAAUUUGACACGAUUUCGAGCACUGAGAAUUGGUCACGGUCGACCCAAGAGGCGAUGCCUUCGAUUGCCCCUAUGGGUUCAGAAGGUGGGCGACAAACGAACCAGGGAAGUCUGCCGAGAGGUUCGGAAUUGCCCGCCUCCUCGGUUCCCAUCGAAGCCGGCGCCGACCGAGCCAAAUGUACGACAAAAUUCGCUCACGCCGCAUCCUCCACGCACUACGCCGGCAGAUGCUCGCUACUGGUUAUAGACAGUGUUCAAACGAAAAUGCACAAGAUCGAUCUC
Ostertagia ostertagi is the source of this 1278-nucleotide messenger RNA. The record is from the annotation of a GenBank genome assembly. Lineage: Eukaryota; Metazoa; Nematoda; Chromadorea; Rhabditida; Trichostrongylidae.